GGAUAUUUAUUUUUCUUCAGAUCGUCCUUACAUGCGUAUUGUCUAAUUUGAAAGGCUUCCAUGAAAACUUCACUUUAAAAAAAUAAGUAAUGCCAUCAUCUGUUAUCCUAAAAGACUGAAAUGGGGGCUGUCAAUUUGAGGGCCUCAUGGUUAUGAAUGUGCUUCAAUUUCAUAAUGCCUCCUGCUAUGGCAGACAUCCUUGACAUCUGGGCAGUGGAUUCACAGUUAGCAUCUGAUGGCUCCAUACCUGUGGAUUUCCUUUUGCCCACUGGGAUUUAUAUUCAGUUGGAGGUUCCUCGGGAAGCUACCAUUUCCUAUAUUAAACAGAUGUUAUGGAAGCAAGUUCACAAUUACCCAAUGUUUAACCUCCUUAUGGAAAUUGACUCCUAUAUGUUUGCAUGUGUGAAUCAAACUGCUGUAUAUGAGGAGCUUGAAGAUGAAACAAGAAGGCUCUGUGAUGUCAGACCUUUUCUUCCAGUUCUCAAAUUAGUGACAAGAAGUUGUGACCCAGGGGAAAAAUUAGAUUCAAAAAUUGGAGUCCUUAUAGGAAAAGGUCUACAUGAAUUUGAUGCACUGAAGGAUCCUGAAGUGAAUGAAUUCCGAAUAAAAAUGCGCAAAUUCAGUGAAGAAAAGAUUCAGUCACUUGUGGGAUUGUCUUGGAUGGAUUGGCUAAAACAGACGUAUCCACCAGAACAUGAACCAUCCAUCCUUGAAAACUUAGAAGAUAAACUUUAUGGAGGAAAGCUCAUUGUGGCUGUUCAUUUUGAAAAUUGUCAGGAUGUGUUUAGCUUUCAAAUAUCUCCUAAUAUGAAUCCUAUCAAAAUAAAUGAACUGGCAAUCCAAAAACGUUUGACUAUUCAUGGGAAAGAAGAUGAAGUUAGCCCGUAUGACUAUGUGUUACAAGUCAGUGGGCGAGUAGAAUAUGUGUUUGGUGAUCACCCACUAAUUCAGUUCCAGUAUAUCCGGAACUGUGUAAUGAAUAGGACCUUGCCUCAUUUUAUGCUUGUGGAAUGUUGCAAGAUCAAGAAGAUGUAUGAACAAGAAAUGAUUGCCAUAGAAGCUGCCAUAAAUAGAAAUUCAUCAAACCUUCCUCUUCCUUUACCACCAAAGAAAAUGCGAAUUAUUUCUCAUGUUUGGGAAAAUAACAACCCUUUCCAAAUUGUCUUGGUUAAGGGAAAUAAACUUAACACAGAAGAAAGUGUAAAAGUUCAUGUCAGGGCUGGCCUUUUUCAUGGUACCGAACUCCUGUGUAAAACCAUCGUAAGCUCAGAGAUAUCAGGGAAAAAUGAUCACAUUUGGAAUGAACCACUGGAAUUUGAUAUAAAUAUUUGUGACCUGCCACGAAUGGCUCGAUUAUGUUUUGCUAUUUAUGCAGUUUUGGAUAAAGUGAAAACGAAAAAAUCGACUAAAACUAUUAAUCCCUCUAAAUAUCAGACCAUCCGGAAAUCUGGGAAAGUGCAUUAUCCUGUAGCAUGGGUAAAUACAAUGGUUUUUGACUUUAAAGGACAGUUGAGAUCUGGAGACAUAAUAUUGCACAGCUGGUCUUCAUUUCCUGAUGAACUUGAAGAAAUGUUGAAUCCAAUGGGAACUGUUCAGACAAAUCCAUAUACGGAAAAUGCAACAGCUUUGCAUAUCAAAUUCCCAGAGAAUAAAAAACAACCUUAUUAUUAUCCUCCCUUUGAUAAGAGUCGAGGUGGAAAAAAGUUUCUUGCUGUACUGAAAGAAAUCUUGGACAGGGAUCCCUUGUCUCAACUGUGUGAGAACGAAAUGGAUCUUAUUUGGACUUUGCGACAAGAUUGCAGAGAGAAUUUCCCACAGUCACUGCCAAAAUUACUGCUGUCGAUCAAGUGGAAUAAACUUGAAGAUGUUGCUCAGCUUCAAGCCCUACUUCAGAUUUGGCCUAAACUGCCCCCCCGGGAGGCCUUGGAGCUUCUAGAUUUCAACUAUCCAGAUCAGUACGUGCGAGAAUAUGCUGUGGGCUGCCUGCGACAGAUGAGUGAUGAAGAACUCUCUCAAUAUCUUUUACAACUGGUGCAAGUUUUGAAAUACGAGCCUUUUCUUGAUUGUGCCCUCUCUAGAUUCCUAUUAGAAAGAGCACUUGCUAACCGCAGGAUAGGGCAGUUUCUAUUUUGGCACCUUAGGUCAGAAGUGCAUAUUCCUGCUGUCUCAGUACAGUUUGGUGUCAUCCUUGAAGCAUACUGCCGGGGAAGUGUAGGGCAUAUGAAAGUGCUUUCUAAACAGGUUGAAGCACUCAAUAAGUUAAAAACUUUAAAUAGUUUAAUCAAACUGAAUGCAAUGAAGCUAAACAGAGCCAAAGGGAAGGAGGCCAUGCAUACUUGUUUAAAACAGAAUGCUUACCGGGAAGCCCUCUCUGACCUGCAGUCACCUCUGAAUCCGUGUGUCAUCCUCUCAGAACUCUAUGUUGAAAAAUGUAAAUACAUGGAUUCCAAAAUGAAGCCUUUGUGGCUCGUGUACAACAACAAAGUUUUUGGUGAGGAUUCAGUUGGAGUGAUUUUUAAAAAUGGUGAUGAUUUACGACAAGAUAUGUUGACACUCCAGAUGUUGCGCUUGAUGGAUUUACUUUGGAAAGAAGCUGGUCUGGAUCUUCGGAUGCUGCCUUAUGGCUGUUUAGCAACAGGAGACCGCUCUGGCCUCAUCGAAGUUGUGAGCACCUCUGAAACAAUUGCUGACAUUCAGCUGAACAGUAGCAAUGUGGCUGCAGCAGCAGCCUUCAACAAAGACGCCCUUCUGAACUGGCUUAAAGAAUACAACUCUGGGGAUGACCUAGACCGAGCCAUUGAAGAGUUUACCUUGUCCUGUGCCGGCUACUGUGUAGCUUCUUAUGUCCUUGGGAUUGGUGAUAGACAUAGUGACAACAUCAUGGUCAAGAAAACCGGCCAGCUCUUCCACAUUGACUUUGGACAUAUUCUUGGAAAUUUCAAGUCUAAAUUUGGCAUUAAAAGGGAACGAGUGCCUUUUAUUCUUACCUAUGAUUUCAUUCAUGUGAUUCAACAAGGAAAAACAGGAAACACAGAAAAAUUUGGCCGUUUCCGCCAGUGUUGUGAGGAUGCAUAUCUGAUUUUACGACGUCACGGGAAUCUCUUCAUCACUCUUUUUGCACUGAUGUUGACUGCAGGGCUUCCUGAGCUCACAUCAGUCAAGGAUAUACAGUAUCUUAAGGACUCUCUUGCCUUAGGAAAGAGUGAAGAAGAAGCGCUUAAGCAAUUUAAGCAAAAAUUUGAUGAGGCACUCAGGGAAAGCUGGACUACUAAAGUGAACUGGAUGGCCCACACAGUUCGGAAAGACUACAGAUCUUAAUGAUCAGCCUUUGCUCCUAAUGUAUUUGUUGGUUUUGUUUAGUUUUCAUUUUGCACUUGCACUAAAUUGAACAUGACCCUGCCGGAGAUGUUUUAAAGGGAAUGAAAUCCUAGAACUCAUUUAAAUUAAGAACAAGGCAUCCCACAGAACCUAAUCUGCACAGUUCCUGAUGACCACCCUCUGCUUCAUUGAAUGCUUCCAAGAUUCAUCAUGAAAACUCUCAACAUUAUGGAUAAUCAUUUCCUGCUGACUUUGCACGCCGAGGAAUGCUACUAGAGAUUGUUUUCUGUCGUUGUCGUCGUCGUCGUCGUCUUCUUCUUCUUCUUCUUCUUCUUCUUCUUCUUCUUCUUUUUUUUUUUUAAGUAUUUGGUACUUUUCCAGAAAGGUGUAAAUACUUCUUUUUGUAUUGUGACCAAGUGUUAUCACUCAGCCGACUUAUCCACUCCUGGGCACUGGUAGUUGUUCUUAUUUUCCAAAUGAAGCUUAAAAGAAAGGUAUCUUUCUUCCCCUUUUAAAUUGUGUAAACUACAAAUUAUAACAUAAUUUGAAAUUAUGUUUUUUUUUUUUUUUUCAAAAGAAAUCUCUAAAUCUAUGGAAACAUUAAUUCUUUUGUUGAUAUUUAUCUACCAGGACAGCAUCAUUUCUAGCAGGCUUGCUGAAGACCUGCUGGUGAGGCAAAUAUAAUAUAUAUGUUGCAUAUAUAUUUAUAAAAUUUCUAGUGGAAGUUCUAUAUAAAAAGACAUUUCUUUGUUUUUUUUUUCAGUCUGUGUUUUAAAGUUUUACAAAAAGAAGAGCUUUUUCCUAAGUUACUUUUUUUAGUUAACUAUGUGAUCCAGUUCUUCCAGUUGCUUCUGUAAUGAGGCACAUAAUACUUUCAGUUUUUACAUGGUUUCUAUGAAAGAGUUCAUUUCAUAGAGCAUAAUACUUGAGCAAAUGCAUCCAAGACAGAAAGCAAAUGAAAAGGAAACUAUUUAUGGAAUCAUCUCCACACCUAAAAUUCAGUAUUUUAGUAAAAUGCCAGCUGUUCUUACUGUAUUUAUUAAAACUUGUAAUAAUGUGAUUUUUUUCAAGGAUAUUAGCUCAAAUUGAAAUGGUUUCAUGCCACAUGGAAUUCUUUAAUUUAUUUGUUGAGGUACCAUAUCUUUAGGGUGCUAGAUGGCAAAUAAUGUUAAUAUGUGCAAUAAGAACUACUGGUUUGAAUGUGUAAAUGGAUGCUCUUUCUGAGUACUGGCAAUAUCCAUCAAAACUACUGCUUUUUCUCCAAAGACUUUUGGGAGCUCUCAAUCCUCAGUGACAUGAGAAAGAGAACUGAUUAUUUGCCCUGUGACUGAGUUUUCUAUAGGAAUUUUAUUAAAGAUUGUUUAAUUUUGUUGUCCUCCUUCAUGUUCUCAGUCAAAUAAAUGGGUGAGCUGGUUUCAGCUGCUCUUGGGAUUUGUGGGCUGCUUCUUUAUGGACAGCACAGGCCUUUAGAUCUUGGCACUGGGACUCUAAGAAAUGGCCAAGUUAAGGGACAAAUCAAUCUGAGGAAUAGGCUGAGGCUCAUGGUCUCUUCUCUUGACUUCUACCUCUGCUUCCCAGCCCCAACAGGCAGUGUGGGAAGCCUCUUGGACCUUAGUUGGUGCCUGAGGCUCAUCAAGUUUCCAUACCUUUGUGAGGUACCCUGAGGUUGGGGAGAAUGCCUGUUCAGUUACUCAGUACCCAAGCCAAGGCCAGACUGUGGCCACUUUGUAGCUCUCUUCCAUGGGGCAGAUGUUCAGGGGAAGUCAUAGUUUCUUAGAAGUAAGUCAGCCGAGGAUGGAGAUUGACCUCUAAACUGACCAUUCAGGGCUGGUCCAAACUCAGUGAGAGUUCCAGGAAUAGGACUGUGAAGGAUAGAUUUGUUCAAGGCUCUUUGUCCGGUAGCAGUCUACCAUUACAUGCACUAGGUUGCAGGUCAGGAGUUUGGAAACUGGUGAAUGUUGCCAGCUGGAAGUGGGCCCCACUGCUUCCAGAGGGGUCUCCUCACCCUACACGGAACCUUGGUUUAAAAAAUACAUAUAUUCACAAUGAAUGUGAAUGUCAAGAGUAAGAAAGAGAAAUAAACAGUCCUGGGUGUGAGCCCAGGAUGACUCUGUACUCCCCCUCCACCAUCUCUGCCAUAAGCCCUCAAAGAUAGCCAGGACACUAUGACACAGUAGCCCUCUGUAGCUGCCAACCAUUCGUAACAGGUGCUCCCCACAUACUUCCUGGAUUGCAUAUUUCUGAUUCUCAGGGGCUCUGUCAGAGCCAGAGAGGGGAGGUGGAAGGCAGAGGAUAGCUAACCAAGAAGUCUGGGCUGCAGGGUCAGCUUGUUGCAUGGGGUCUCGUUACCCAUUACCUUGCCUGUUUAGUGCUCUGGUCAACAAUAAAUCUUAGCCCAAAACUUUUGGCUCCUUGUCUUUUGGUCCUUCCCCAAGUUUAUCCAAGACAUUGCUUUACCCUAUACAUUUCCAUACUUGAGGGCAGCAUCUGUGUCUGCCUGGGUCUGGGAAGACAAAGGAUGGCUUUGUUGAACAGGUAAUUUCGGAGUAUUAACCUAGUAUAUCUAUAGGCAGACUCUGGGCUGUAGAGACCAAUACUUGCAAUCCAGCUCUGCCUCUGUGACCCUUGAGUAAGGUAUUUUAUUUCUCAGGGUCUGAGCUUCCUAGUGUGUGAAAUGGGACUGAUAAUAACUGCCCUACUCACUUCUGUAUGGUGGUGAGAGGCUAGGUUAAGACGGUGAAUGGGAACGUAUGCUGAGUCCCAAUUUAGAGGCAAACUCAUUUCUUUCCCUGCUUCUACUACUUGAAGGCCACUAAAGGGAGGAAUCUCAGAGAAGGAAAGCCCCUUCCAGAGCUCUAUCCCUGUCUCCUGACUGAGGAAGUCCUUCAGUGUAUUCUCAGUUCUGCCUUGUCCAGCCCAUGGCCCUGACUCUCAGCACCAGACCUGCCAGGCAGCCUGUAAUGCAGAGGUCACUUGUCUGUAGAAGGAGAAAGACUGUGGGAAGGAGAGCAGGGAGGUACCUGCCAUGUGACCCUGACUGUGGGGGGUGGGCAGCUUUUAAAAAGGAGGGGGCAAGGGCUGAGGUCUCUUGGAUCAGAGGGUGUCUGAGCUGAGUCUUCCAAGGACAGACAGAAGCUAGGUGAAGGGGCGAUAGGUGAGACUAAGCAGGAAGGUACAGCAUGUUGUAAAGUCCUAGGUGUGUGGAAAAACAGGAUGCACUAACAGGCUCAGUAGUUGUUUCUUUGCCCCUGCCUCUUCUCCUUCCUCCGCUCCAGAAUGCUGCACUUGUCCAGCUCCAGCUGGGAUCUAAACAACAGUCGUGUCAUCCUGGAGCCUCUUCCUCUUUCAGUAUCUGUGGCAGUUUUAUCCCCUUGUCUGAUGAUUGGAAAAGUAUCCGAUAUCACCGUCUGGGUUAUUCCUGCUCUAAAAUGUGUAACUAAUGGAUUUUUGGAACUCACUUUUAACCCACUUUUAAUAAAGCCCAGGUUUACCACUCAGAAAAGUCUGCCCUUUGAAACUCCUUACUUUUCUGUAUCUUUUUUUAGUGUGAGAAAUGGCACAUAAAGUAUAUAAAGCAAUAAGGCAUAUAAAUAGCAUUAGCAUAUUCUAGAGCAGACACCCAGAUAGCCAUCAGAUAGGUCAAGAAGGAACACUACCGACACUUCAGAAUCCCUACCAGUCCCCCUUCUUGGUCAGGACCCCCUCCUCUCUGCCAAGGUAAUCACUGUCUCUUCUUUGAGAGCAAUCAUCUUAUUUCCUUACUUUACAAUUAUGCUGCCUACUUAGUGGGUUGCGCUUCUUUUGCUCAACAUUAUGUUUUGAAGAUUCAGCCAAGUGGUUGCAUAAUUCAUUAUCACUGCACAACAUUCCAUCUUAGAGGUAUCCUAUAAUUUAUAAAUCUUUUCUACUGUUGGGACACAUACAGGUGGUUUCUAGUUUGAGGCUAUUACAAUUAAAUAAUGCUGCUAUGGUAAUUACAGUUUAUCUGCUGAUUCAUGGAUGUAUAUAUUUCAAUGUAUAUACUUAAGAUUAAAAUUAAUUGGUCAUAGGA
Puma concolor (puma) is the source of this 7369-nucleotide messenger RNA. The record is from RefSeq and is a predicted model, not a curated record. NCBI's taxonomy places the organism in Eukaryota, Metazoa, Chordata, Mammalia, Carnivora, Felidae.